AUGGCUCCAUCCUACUCUCAUCCCAAAAUGGUUCCUUUCAACCUGGUUCUGAAAGAUGUAUACUACAUACCGAAAUUGAUAAGAACCCGCCCGGACGUUUCUAUCGAUGAUGAGCUUUUAGAGGCAACAUCCUCGCACAUGUUUCAUGUCGUUUCUCUCUGCACUGCUGUCUCACAUGGCUGCAGCGUCGAAGCUGUCAGAUCUUAUGUGGAGCACUAUCGCGAGGAGGAGAGUGACUUCAAGGAAAUGAUGCAUUUGGCGACACCUGUCCUGUACUUCGCCAUGGGACGAAACUCGCCUGAGAUGACCAGUCUCCUCCUCAAGUUUGGCAUGAGUCCACACGGUCCGGAUGACGAGGCUCACUUCAUCCCACCUCUUGUUUUCGCAGCGAUUCACGGAUAUCUCCAGUCGCUAGACAUGACCGAGGUUAUCAAGAUCCUCCUUGCAUCCGGUGCUGACCCAAGGACUGUUCCGGAAGACAUUUACCUUGCGCGAGGACUCAAUCUCAGUCAGCGUUAUUUCCUACAUCGAGCGAGCUUAUGCGAGCCUUUAAUGGAGAGAGAAGUGCAGCUUCAUGAGUUGCUAGAGGUGACGGACCUUGGUAAGUUGCCUUACCGCAUCAUCGGCCAACUUCCAGUCCUCAAAACACUUCAGGAGAUUGUCUUCAAUCAGAUGAGCUCGAAUGCUGAUGGAUCUGAUCCUCUUGUCAUGGUGUUCGCCGGCGCUCCGGGCCAUGGCAAGACGGAGUUGGCUCAGCAACUCGGCGAUCUCUUGCGGCUCAAGCAUGUGACGGUCGCUUGCUCACAAAUGGAAACCGAUACCGAGCUUCUAGGCUCCAAGCAAGGCUACGCACGCUCAAAGGAGGGCUCAAAACUGAACAAUCAUCUGUCGCAUAAUAACGGCUUGUGCUCGGUCGUUUUCCUGGACGAGUUCGACAAAACGUCACAGGACGUAUGCGAAUCACUCUUAACUUUGCUUUCAGAGGGAGCCUAUGUGGAUAGACGCAUGAAUCGAAAUAUCGACUGCUCUAAAACCAUCUGGAUAUUGGCUUGCAAUUUAGGCGAUGAAGCGAUUGCGAGCUUUCAUGAAAGCAAGUUAGCACACAAACAAGAGAAGGAUAAAUUGAUUGCGGAUCUUGAACCACUUAUUGGGGAGCUCCGAGAUGCCUUCAAGGAACGAUGGGGAGAUGCGUUCGAGUCACGCAUUGAUGAAGUAGUACCAUUUUUUCCAUUCUCACCAGGAGAGCAAGCUGUCAUGGCUCACAAAUUUCUGCUCGAGAAAGCAGCGAGAUUCCGCAAGGAUAUUGACCUACGCAAAGAAGUCAUUCGUCACAUGGGUCACUGUAUCAUAUCUUUCAAGGACGACAGUAAGCUCUGCAGUUACUUAGCUGAGCGUGGUUAUCAUCGAAGCUCGGGCGCUCGCGGACUGGAGCGAGAGGUGAGGAAGGUUGAAAGGAAGGCACGUAGGCGCUACAAUUGUAUCCGAGGUCUUGUGACAGAAGACAUGAACAAGGGUCCAUUUGAGAAAUUGGAGGUUAGGCUGAUGCUUCGCGGAGAUGGAGGGCAAGAUAUCGGGGUGAUCCGGAAACAAGAAGGGUAA
Pyrenophora tritici-repentis Pt-1C-BFP is the source of this 1599-nucleotide messenger RNA. Its product is annotated as ClpA, ATPase with chaperone activity, ATP-binding subunit. Lineage: Eukaryota; Fungi; Ascomycota; Dothideomycetes; Pleosporales; Pleosporaceae. Gene Ontology annotation, biological process: cellular response to heat. Gene Ontology annotation, molecular function: ATP hydrolysis activity; ATP binding. Gene Ontology annotation, cellular component: cytoplasm. The record is from RefSeq and is a predicted model, not a curated record.